Mesorhabditis spiculigera is the source of this 2268-nucleotide messenger RNA. The record is from the annotation of a GenBank genome assembly. Lineage: Eukaryota; Metazoa; Nematoda; Chromadorea; Rhabditida; Rhabditidae.
AUGCAGGCUCUGGUGAUAGAUUUUGAGGCGGUAAAUGAGCCAUCUACUUCAUACACUCCUCAAUGUGACACCUAUAAUUCGAAUUGGGUCCCAAUACAUCACAAAGAAGCGCAGUUUAACUCUGAAAGAAAUGGCGCCAUAAAUUUUGCGGGAAAUGAACACGAUGCAAGAAUGGGAAUGAUGCCGAUCGUCGUUUGUGAGAGACGCGUUCAUUGUAUGAUUUGCGAUCUGGAGAUCGACGACGUGCAAGCUAUCCCCGGAAAUGAAAGCCUUCACCUUCCCACUUGCAGCAUUGGGAAGGAAUUCAAAUGUGAAGUAUGUAGCGAGGAGUUUAACAAAGCAGUGAACCUUCGGGUGCAUACUUGUGUGGUCCACGAAGCCGAGAGCCAAGGAACGAGCGAAGGAUUUAUGCGCCGGAAGGCGUUACUCGGGCAUUUGCAGACGCAUUAUGUUAGCGAUUUGUUUUGCUGUACGAAGUGCAGGGCUUUAUUUCAUUAUAAGUUCGAAUUGACACGACAUCUUCGGUGGAGCCCUUGUUCCACUCAAUUGUCGAAUGAUUACGAUAAGCUAGUAUUUUGCCCAGAAUGCUCUACGACGAUCUCUUUCGACCAAAUGGCUCUACACAAGAGGCAGCACGUUCUUCUCAAGCGAAUGUCGAAAAAGUCUUCAUUUGUUAUUCCGCUGCCCACCGAUGUGCUAAACGGCCGAUCCCAUGUUUGCGAGGUUUGCGAAAAGCGGUUCAAAAGGCCUGCCGAGCUGAAGCGUCACUUGGCGACGCAUUCAGGCAUUCGCGCAUUCCGCUGCGACCAGUGCGAUCGUAGCUACGCGCACGAGCGGGGGCUACUGACGCACGUCGAGCGUGACCACGAGAUGCGACGGUACGCGUGCCCGAUAUGCCGGGCGCCAUUCAAAAGCAUCCAAAGUAUGGAGCGCCAUGCGCAAGCGGUCCAUCGCAUCGGGCAAAGCGAGGACGCGCAUUAUGCUUGCCCGCAAUGUACAUGUAAAUUUAACAACAUCGGUGCCCUGUCUGUGCACCUGAAGCAUCAACACGAAUCCGUUCUUCCCGACCACAUGCGUAGGGCCUACGUGUGCCCAUUUUGCGAGAAGAUGUUUGUGAAAAAUAGGGACUGUUUGGCCCACAUCCGUUCUCACACCAUGGAGAAGCAGAAUCGGUGUAAGCGAUGCGGGAAGAAGUUUUUGUCGAGAAACGGGUUGAAGACGCAUAUGGAGAUUCAUUUGAGGCAGGAUAUGGUGGACCCGACGCUUGCCAUGCAUCGUUGUACGGAUUGUUUUAAGCUGCUGAUGCUCUACGUCGUCAUAAAGCCAUUCACCAGCUUUAUCAAUGUCGGAGAUGCGGGGCCCGACUUCCAUCAUCGGUGCGUUUGCGACACCACGAAGCGGCAUGUCAGGCAGAAGGCGAAAGUGGGUCUAUCUGGAGAAUUAUACUUACUUAAUAAAAACACCUCUAGCGGUUCUUUGAUGCAGCUCGGCGAGACGGCUAGCCAGCGCCACGAUUCGCCGGUCAGGACGUCGACCUCGAGACCGGCUUCCGUUGCAGGCCUUCCGGUUCAUGGACGUGCGCAACAGCCUUGUAUGUACAGUUGCCGUAUCUGCUCGCUGACCUUCCCGAAUUUCUCGACUUGGCGCGUCCAUACCCGCGCCCAUUCUGGCCGCCCGCUACGCUCACAUAUUUGUUGGCUAUGCCACAAGGCGUUUUCCAGUUUUCAACAGUUGACGCGCCACAAACAGGUGCACGAGCGGGAAAGGCCGAUGAAUUGCGUCGUCUGCCAGCGUAGCUUUAGGAAUAGAAAUCGUUGGCUGGUGCACAUGGCCGAGUGCCAUCCGGACGUGCGCACGACGGAAACGUUGCCGCACGAUCGGACGGGUGCGGCUUCUGCCCAACACCAUCAGCACCCGCCAGCCCAGGGAGAUGCUCAACCAACGCGGGCGCAAUCGGCGAAUAUGUUCGCACCUCAGGGCGACUACUAUCAUGAUCUACUGGCCGGUCCAGCCGACGGGAUGUACAUGAUCAAUGCGCUCGAUUUCGGGCAUAACGUGCCGGCACCAGACUUGUCGAUGGGCUUUGAACCCGGCCCGCCGGUGCACCAAAUGCCGGCCUAUGUGAUGCCCGCACAACCGGUACCCGAGCCUCCACUUCCGGUGCCUUCUACGACGAGCGCGGCUACAAGCUUGACGCCACGGUGCCCCGUCUGCAGUCAUCUCUACGACACGAUGGCGCAUCUCGUGCAGCAUUGCGAACAGUACGUU